AAAGGAAACAAGAAACAACAGGCUCAUGCAAGCAAAGACCUGGAAGAGCAGUUGCGGUCUGUGUCCAGUGUGGAUGAACUCAUGACAGUACUUUACCCAGAAUACUGGAAAAUGUUCAAGUGUCAGUUGAGGAAAGGAGGUUGGCAGCACAACAGGGAACACUCCAGCUUUGACACGAGAUCAGACGAUUCCCUGAAGUUUGCCGCAGCACACUAUAAUGCAGAGAUCCUGAAAAGUAUUGAUACUGAAUGGAGAAAAACUCAGUGCAUGCCACGUGAAGUGUGUGUGGAUGUGGGAAAAGAGUUUGGAGCAACUACAAACACCUUCUUUAAACCCCCAUGUGUAUCCAUCUACAGAUGUGGAGGUUGCUGCAAUAGUGAAGGACUCCAGUGUAUGAAUAUCAGCACAAAUUACAUCAGCAAGACACUGUUUGAGAUCACAGUGCCUCUAUCCCACGGCCCCAAACCUGUAACAGUCAGUUUUGCCAAUCACACGUCCUGCCGAUGCAUGUCAAAGUUGGAUGUUUACAGACAAGUUCAUUCCAUCAUAAGACGUUCCUUACCAGCAACUCCAACUCAGUGUCAUGUGUCAAACAAGACCUGUCCAAAAAAUCAUAUCUGGAAUAAUCAAAUUUGCAGAUGUUUGUCACAACAUGAUUUUGGUUUCUCUUCUCACCUUGGAGAUUCUGAUACAUCUGAAGGAUUCCAUAUUUGUGGACCAAACAAAGAACUGGAUGAAGAAACCUGUCAAUGUGUCUGCAAAGGAGGCUUGCAGCCCUCAAGCUGUGGACCUCACAAAGAAUUAGACAGAUCCUCAUGUCAGUGCACAUGCAAAAACAAAAUCCUCCCUGCUUCCUGUGGGCCCAACAAGGAAUUUGAUGAAGCUAAGUGCCAGUGUGUAUGUAAAAAGACCUGUCCUAAACAUCAGCCACUAAAUCCUGCUAAAUGCAUCUGUGAAUGUAUAGAAUCUCCCAAUAAAUGCUUCUUAAAAGGAAAGAGAUUCCACCACCAAACAUGCAGUUGUUACAGACCGCCGUGUACAGUUCGAACGAAACGCUGUGAUGCUGGAUUUUAUUUCAGUGAAGAAGUGUGCCGCUGUGUACCCACAUACUGGAAAAGACCACAUAUGAAUUAGUGAAGAGAGCACUACUUGCUGUUUUGGGGUAUAUUUUCCCAUUAGAAAAAAAAAGCAAAACAAACCAAACAGAAACUGUGCUGAUAUUUGGAAUUAAGUGUUCACCAGAGACCCUGUGGGGCUUUCAGAGACAGACUCCUGAUGCUUUUCUCGAGACGUGGAAAGCAGAUGUAGAAAACAACUGGGGUUCGUGUUUUGUAAAGAACUCGAUAAGGACCUAUUUUCUGCCAAUGACCAAACAGCCUAGGUUCUCUUUCUUGUGAUUUUUUUUUUUAAGAGAUAAUGACUAUAUAAUUUAUUUCCACUAAAACUAUUGUGCAGCAUUUCUGUUUAUAGCAGUAACAAUUGUUAAAGCUCACUGUGAUCAAUAUUUUUAUAUCAUGCAAAGUAUGUUUAAAAUAAAAUGGAAAUUGUAUUAUAUAAUGGUGAGAAUGUUUCAUCAUCUGCCUGAAGGAACUGCAAUUCAACAUUAACAGGAUACUUAAAAGGGGGAAAUGCAAUUAAGAGAAAGCACUUUCAUGAAAGUAAGAUUACUGACAUUUCUCCUAACUAUUGUAUAUGUUUUUUGAAAUAGAAAGAGCUGUACAUACUCUUUCAUGGCUCAGUGAUAUUUUUGUCUGCAGAACAAAAUCAGCAAACUAUUUAGAAUUAAUAACUAAUUUAAACACUGGGGAUUCUGUACAUUACCCAAGGAUAGGGACAGAGUUUAAAGGACACCAGCAACUAUUCACAUUCCAGUAUUUUCACUUUCUGUUAUUUCUUCUUAGCAUUCUGAAAGAAUAAUAUAAAAUACCUACUGAAGAUUAUUAGUAGGAAAAUGGGAAUGCCAGCUAU
Pogoniulus pusillus (Red-fronted tinkerbird) is the source of this 1968-nucleotide messenger RNA. RefSeq names its product vascular endothelial growth factor C (gene VEGFC). Gene Ontology annotation, molecular function: vascular endothelial growth factor receptor 3 binding; chemoattractant activity; growth factor activity. The record is from RefSeq and is a predicted model, not a curated record. Lineage: Eukaryota; Metazoa; Chordata; Aves; Piciformes; Lybiidae. Bases 82 to 1134 code for a protein of 350 amino acids. Gene Ontology annotation, biological process: sprouting angiogenesis; induction of positive chemotaxis; positive regulation of mast cell chemotaxis. Gene Ontology annotation, cellular component: membrane. The transcript has 7 exons.